Messenger RNA from Hansenula ciferrii, 765 nucleotides. RefSeq names its product Add66p (gene ADD66). Bases 1 to 765 code for a protein of 254 amino acids. Gene Ontology annotation, biological process: proteasome assembly. The record is from RefSeq and is a predicted model, not a curated record. NCBI's taxonomy places the organism in Eukaryota, Fungi, Ascomycota, Saccharomycetes, Phaffomycetales, Wickerhamomycetaceae. The transcript has a single exon. Gene Ontology annotation, cellular component: cytosol; nucleus.
AUGACUGUUGAUCUAGUUCCUAUCCAAGGCUCAUUAGAUUCAUUGAAAUCCCAAGUUAAAGGCUCAAAAUUGGUGAUUCCUUCAAUAUCAAUAGGUAAUGUUCCUCAACUAUCAGCUGAUUUAUUCAUACAUAAUUUACAAACCAAAUUAGUUGCUCAAUUGGAUUCAACUUAUCUUUAUCCCUUUGCAUCACCUGUUGAUUAUGUUGACAACGGUAAACAAGUGGAUCAUGAUGUUGGAGUUUCCACUGCUUUAGAAUUAUAUUAUAAUGAAGAAUUAAAUUUAUCAAUUAUACAACAAAGAUCUCCAAUAUUAUCUGAUUAUUCACAAAAUUUCUUGGAUUAUUUGGUCUCAGUUGUUACAGAGUUGGAAUUCAAUGAAGUAUUAUUAUUAGAUUCAAAUGAUCAUGCUUUGAAAACUGAUUUAAAUUAUUCAGAUCCAAUUGAAUUAUAUUCAAAUGAUUUAAAUGAAAGAUUUAAAUCUUUAAACGUUUCAAAUACUUCAAAUUUAGAUAAAGCAAAAGAAUUAUUCACACCUUUUGUCUCCAACUUAAUCCAUAACUUAAAUAACACCACCACAAUAACUGCCUUGUUAAUUUAUGUUUAUGAAGGUGAUAAUUUUUAUGAUGCUGAACUCUUCACUAAAAAAGCUCUAGAUGUAUUAAAUAUCUCAAUACCAUCCAAUUUCCAAAAACCAAAAUCUUGGGGUGGUGUAUAUGGUGAUAGACCAAUUCCUACUGGUUAUGAAGAAGGUCUUUUUGGUUGA